Messenger RNA from Sapajus apella (tufted capuchin), 2171 nucleotides. Its product is annotated as rap1 GTPase-GDP dissociation stimulator 1-like. NCBI's taxonomy places the organism in Eukaryota, Metazoa, Chordata, Mammalia, Primates, Cebidae. Gene Ontology annotation, cellular component: cytosol. The transcript has 5 exons. The coding region runs from base 190 to 711 and encodes 173 amino acids. Gene Ontology annotation, biological process: positive regulation of GTPase activity. Gene Ontology annotation, molecular function: protein binding; guanyl-nucleotide exchange factor activity. The record is from RefSeq and is a predicted model, not a curated record.
CCCCCGCCGCUCGUCCCCGCCGCGGCCGCGCCGCCUGCAGCAGCACCAGCUGCUCCUCCCCGGCGGCCGCCCCCCGCGGGUCCCUCCCUGGCUGCGGGAGAGACGGAGUAGAGGGAGGACACGGACCCGCGCUGCCCGCACCGGAGACCUUCGCCUCGCCCCGCCAGUUCCUCACCCUCGGGGAGCAACAUGGAUAAUCUCAGUGAUACCUUAAAGAAGCUGAAGAUAACAGCUGUUGACAGGACUGAGGAUAGUUUAGAAGGAUGCUUGGAUUGUCUGCUUCAAGCCCUGGCUCAAAAUAAUAUGGAAACAAGUGAAAAAAUCCAAGCAAGUGGAAUACUUCAGCUGUUUGCAAGUCUGUUGACUCCACAGUCUUCCUUCAAAGCCAAAGUAGCUAACAUCAUAGCAGAAGUAGCCAAAAAUGAGUUUAUGCGAAUUCCAUGUGUGGAUGCUGGAUUGAUUUCACCACUGGUGCAGCUGCUAAAUAGCAAAGACCAGGAAGUGCUGCUUCAAACGGGCAGGGCUCUAGGAAACAUAUGUUACGAUAGCCAUGAGGGCAGAAGUGCAGUUGACCAAGCAGGUGGUGCACAGAUUGUAAUUGACCAUUUAAGGUCACUGUGCAGUAUAACAGAUCCCGCCAAUGAGAAGCUCUUGACUGUCUUUUGUGGCAUGCUGAUGAACUAUAGCAAUGAGAAUGGUAAACAAAACUGAAAACUUGCUUUGUCUCUGGGGGAAAAAUUUAAAAUCUUUACUAUAGUGCAAAACAAAAUAUUUGAAAAAUGAACAAAGAAUUCAUAAGUGACAUAUAAAAUUAAUAAUUAGCCAACAUUAAAUUUCAAUGUUUCAAAAAUGCAAAAUGGUUAAUUUACUAAAUGGGACUAAUAUUUGAAGGGCUGCCAGUGUUGAUCAGUAUCAAAAACAAAAACUCCCACAGCCCUAUGGUGUGAUUUAAGCAUUCUUACUAUGAACAUUUUAAAAAUAAACAAUACUAAAAUAGUUUUAUGUUCAUUAUAUAUAUACCAGAAAUAGCUUUAAAAUAUGAACACUGUUUACAGAAGUAAAAUUAUUUUAUCUAGAUGCCAGGUUUACUUUGAAUAAUCUUUUUAAAACUAGUAAAAUUUGCCUUUAGAAAUGAGUUCAGAGCAAUUGCAGAGAUCAGAGAUCUCAUUUUAGAAAUUUAAUAAAUUAUUGUAAACAGCAGGUUUUUUUUCUCUGUAAAACGUUUUUAGACCCUAGCAACAAAUGACAUGUCAGUAAUUUUCAGAUAGCCUAUAUGGUUGUUAAUUAAAUGAAAAUAAGUCUAUGAUAUUAAGGCUUCAUAAUACUUUUGUGUCACAAAAUCCAUUUGUUUAUCAUCUUAUAUGAAUCACUGUGAAUCAGACAUUCAAAUUUUGGUAUGUUCUUGGUAUGUAACACAAAUAAGGUUUUUCUGUGGUUUGUUUCAUAAUGGCAUUUUAAGUUGUGUUAUUUUGGCAGAGAUAUUUUAUUUGCAUAUUGGACAUACAGUAUUAUUCUUUCAUGUGUUCUAGAAACACAUGGCCCUUUUGGCAUAUUUUUUAUUUCAUUUUUCACAUUUGGUAGUGUGGGUCCAAGUAAAUAUCAAUAAUUAAAAAAAAAAAAGAUAAACCUUGACAAUAAAUGGAUACAGACAUUGGCCCUUGAUGUUAGUGACAACAGUGAAUGGUGGAGACUGUGGUAAAUUGAAGAGCCCUUGUCCUGUUGAAAGAGGAAAACCUCUACUCUUCUCUAGCCAGUUGUUUCUGUAUGACGGUUUAGCCAAAUACUGCCCAGUCUUUUUUAUUUUAGGGGUGGAAGGUCGGGGAGAAAGCCUGAAAUAUCUAGCUUUUUAGAUAACAUCUGAGUUUUAAAUGUUGGAUUACAUAUUUUUAAUACUAUAGAAGCUAAACAGAAAGUAUCUUCAGGUCUCAUCCUGUCUAUGGGCUACCAGUUUUAAGCCUUUGAAUUAAAAUUAUCUAUAAUACUAGAGGUUAAAAGAAUGUUUAUUGAUCAAAUGGCUUACCUACUAAACUUGAGCUAAUGGUAAAUGGUAGUCUUCAUAGGAUAAGUUAUAUCUAUUUUUCCUCCCUUCUGGUGGAAUCAAUUUUGAAGAAAAAAUGUCCUAAAUAUAAAUGUGAGACACAGAAAGGACAGAGCCUGAGUAAUCCACAAAA